Molecule: messenger RNA, 2798 nt
Organism: Melitaea cinxia (Glanville fritillary)
Lineage: Eukaryota; Metazoa; Arthropoda; Insecta; Lepidoptera; Nymphalidae
Product: tubulin glycylase 3A-like
Exons: 9
Coding region: 1-2604 (867 amino acids)
Biological process (GO): cilium movement; cilium assembly; protein polyglycylation
Cellular component (GO): cilium
Molecular function (GO): protein-glycine ligase activity, initiating
Source: RefSeq, a predicted model, not a curated record
AUGGCUAUAACAAUGGAGUUGGAAGAGAGUGCAUCAGACUCUAAACUUCACAAAGAAAGCAUAGCAAUAAAAGAAUUGCGCCCAUCUAGUGCGGUCUCUAUUUCUAAAUCUGAACAUGGACCAGAGACAUCAAGCUCAUUAGAUCAGUUGAAACAAUAUAAAAGUUGGGUAAGCAAUGAAAGAUGGAAUGAACUUAAAAAGAUCGCAGAUACCGCGAUGAGGGAACGUAAAGUAUUUAUGAUAAAAGGAGGAGGAUUCCCCGCGGUGCGCCGCGCGUUGCUUGAAAGAGGAUGGGUUGAAAAAUAUGAAUCACAUAAGGUUCGCCAUCCACCAUCCAACGUAGAUCCUAAGAAAGUCUCAGGGAAGGAGCUAUCAAAAGUAGAAAGAAUGAUUCUUUACAAAUUUAUGGAGCAUCAUUCUGUUGAUUUUCUGUGGACGUCCAAAAGAGAUAGAUACGAUUGGCUACUUAGCAACAAAGAUGUUAUGAUAAGCAGAUUUUGCAGGUCCAUUUUCACUACCAAAGAAGGGUUAACCAAUUCUUUGACUCAAAUGCACUGGUAUACUGAACCAGGUGUGGCGUUAACUAAAUUCCCUCGUUGCUAUAAUAUUCACAACUCCGAUAGUCUAGAAGAGUUUAUCGAUGACUUCAGAAUAACAGCUUGCAUAAGCAUUCUAAAAUGGCUUUCUAACACGCUACAGGGAAGUUGUGAACAGGAAUUAGUAAAAAACCACGGAAAAGUUCCGUUUACAGCGAUUGAAUUCGCUAUAUCUCGAUUAAACGAAUACAUUUCGUUCUUUUCUCACAAAGACAUUGAUGACACAGACGAUCAAAUACAACAUAUUUGGGAACAUGAAUGGGAUCAGUUUCUAACGCAUCAUUAUCUCUUGGUUCAUGAAAAUGCCAAGUUUUUGGAAGACAAAAAUACAAAUAUAGUUCAAUUAGAACGAAAGGCAAGUAAAGUCGUGGCUACUAUGACAAAAUUUUGGCCGCAGAUUGAUAUCGAUGGAGUUUUCAAUAUUUGGAUCGUGAAACCGGGAAAUAAGUGCCGCGGUAAAGGCAUCCAGCUGAUGAAUAAUAUCAAAGACAUUAUAGGUCUCAUUAAUAUUCCUGCGCAGAAAACAAGAUUCGUUGUGCAAAAAUAUAUCGAAAACCCAUUAAUCAUUUACGACACUAAAUUCGAUAUACGACAAUGGUUUCUAAUCACAAAUUGUCAACCGCUAACAAUCUGGUUGUACAAAGAUAGUUACUUGCGAUUCAGUUCCCAAAUAUUCAGUUUGUCGAACUAUCAUGAAUCUGUACAUCUUACAAACAACGCAAUUCAAACAAAAUACAAGAAUAAUGGUGAAAGAGACAAAGCACUGCCUGAUGAAAAUAUGUGGGACUGUCACAGUUUUAAAGCUUACCUUAGACAGAUAGGGAAAUAUGAAAUGUGGGACACAAAGAUAUAUCCAGGGAUGAAGCAGUGUCUUAUUGGAGCAAUGUUAGCAUGUCAGGAAACAAUGGACAAAAGACAGAAUAGCUUUGAAUUAUACGGAGCGGAUUUCAUGUUAACCGAUGAUUUUACACCUUGGCUCAUUGAAAUCAACUCCAGUCCAGAUUUAGCACCGACAACAUCUGUCACAGCAAGAUUGUGCCCUCAAUGCCUAGAAGACGUUAUAAAAGUUGUACUUGAUAGACGUAGUAAUCCAGAUGCUGAUACAGGAACAUUUGAACUGGCCUACAAACAAGUUGUUCCAAAAGCACCAGCUUAUCUUGGAUUAUCAUUAUGUAUAAAUGGAAAGCGCAUGAUAAAAAAAUCAAAAGAACGAAAACAUGAACACAGAAGUGUAACUCCCUUAGUGCCCCGUAUUCCUUCCAGUGACGUUAUAUCGGAUGCUGAUCAACCAAUUCCAUCAGAGUACAGUGGACCUAUAAUUACAGACUUUCUAACCUGGUUGAACCCAUAUGACGCCAUACCUAUUAAUAAAGAUGGUCUGGUGCUAGGACCGAAGGACUCACUUACGGUACGCCAAGCUGUUACAGUUGUAAAAUCGAGUCAAAGUCUAAAGAAUUGUAAAAGGCGUAAAACUUCUGCACUAUCUUUUAGGACACUCCGAGGAAGACGAGAAAAAAACGGAGAAUCUAAACUUAGAGUUAUUCCUCAUUCCUGCUGUCGCCCAGAGGAUAUUCAAUCGAAUACUCACUCUAGUAAAUAUCGGACCGAAUCAGCAAAAAAAGCAGACAGACCGAAAAUCGACAGGUCGGUGGGUAAUAAACGAUGUUAUAUAGAUCCAAUUGAAUGGGAAAAAGAGACAGCCAGUAUUUUACGUUCCACAAUAUCCGUACAAAACAAACUAUCAGCACGAACUGAAACCGUUAUUCCUGCCGUACGACAAACGAAAUCGGGAAUUAUUAAUUCGACUCAUAAGCCUCUGCUGGAACCGUUAAACUUCCGUAGGUGUGUUGAAAACACUAAUACUAUUAAGAAGUUAAGUGCUAUUGGAAGAAAUAUUUGUAAACCUCGCAAUGAAAUCAGAAGUAAAAAAGCCAUAACGUUUUCUAAAAGUUGUACAUCAAUUUAUACACCUUAUCAGUUUACCGUCACGCCUCUGAAUGACAAUUAGAGUAUAAAUACAUGAUUGUAUUCCCUAAAAAUUAUUCACGAUAUAACUUACCAAAAAAUUGCUAAAUUUAACUUGGUGAUAUUUUGUUUCAUGUUGAAAUUUUCAAAUUUUAUGUCUCUAAUAAUUAAAUAUCUAGUCGUUAUUUGUUGCGUUAAUUCUUUUUUUUUUUUUUUUUGCAGAUUUGUCCUGUCCCG